Molecule: messenger RNA, 567 nt
Organism: Psilocybe cubensis
Lineage: Eukaryota; Fungi; Basidiomycota; Agaricomycetes; Agaricales; Agrocybaceae
Exons: 2
Coding region: 1-567 (188 amino acids)
Source: RefSeq, a predicted model, not a curated record
AUGCGAGCGGCCAUCAAGUAUAGGCAAAGCUUGGCUGCCCUUCAGAACAGCAUCGUAGAGACACCCUGCGUAACCUCGGCUACAUGGGAGCAGGCGGGUAGCUUAUUUGCAGCAUACCGUCUACUCGAUCUCGUAGCGUUGUGGCCAGCAGCCUUUGGACCAUCAUUGCCGGUGACCGUGCCCCUGAAUGAAAUACAGGCCAGCACAGGAACUAAGGAAAUAUUUUCACGGUUCAAGCUUGUAGAUGACUUGAAGGACUGGCCGGCAAUGCUCUGCUCUGCCAGGAAGCGCAUCCUCAGAGCCGACUCUAAGUCGCACAGAAACAUCAACACCCCUUCUAUCAGUGACACGCCGUCAUCCGCUUUCACCCAGGGCGGGCCCUCGGAAUCAACGCUAUUACUCUGUCUGGCGCGUAACCACUUCAAGGGUGUUGUGGGGAAAAUAAUCGGGAAUGUGUACUGCGCCUCGCUACACUACCAAAUCUUGUCAGGAAUGCGCGGUAUGAAGGACGAUGAACACAUUCUACCAGACAUUCCAACGGACAUGGCUACUCUUGCAAAUCUCUAG